Messenger RNA from Uloborus diversus, 3933 nucleotides. Its product is annotated as WD repeat-containing protein 17-like. Gene Ontology annotation, molecular function: protein binding. The record is from RefSeq and is a predicted model, not a curated record. NCBI's taxonomy places the organism in Eukaryota, Metazoa, Arthropoda, Arachnida, Araneae, Uloboridae.
AUGACUCUUGUUCGUCAGAUUGCUCUGAUUCCGGCCGGAUGCCAGCCAUGGAAUUUGAACAUAGUAGAUUCUUCUGGAGAAAGAUUUGCUUAUGCAGCAACUUUGGCAAUCUAUAUUUACGAAUUAAAUCGGGAGAGUAAGCAAUUCUACCUUCACUCUAUCAUGUCAGAGCAUAAAAAAACCAUUUGCGCCAUUGCAUGGCAUCCUAAGGACAAAGACGUACUUGCGAGCAGCAGCACUGACUACAAAAUAUGCAUCUGGCACGUCAGCAAGCACAAGUUACUUGCCUCUCUCAACACUACUCAUUCUGUGCCAUCGUUGAUGGCCUGGUUUCUGGCAGACGAUGAGUGCAUCGCCUAUUGUGACGGCAAAGGACCUCUUUAUCUGUGGAAGUACACUUUGAAAAAUGGAAAGGAUGGCCCUCUUUCACAUCCCUUGAAGGAAAUAUCAUCAGUCUUUUCAAACAUCACUCAGAUUAGUUGGCAUCCAUCUGACGCUGGAAGAUUUGCUAUGGGCCAUGCAGACGGAACUAUAUCCUUAUAUUUUCAAGGAAAGAAACCGCAAAAACACGUGAAAUUUCCAAGUACCAAUCCAGAUCAAGCACUUGGAGCUGUUUCAUCACUCCAAUGGGAUCCGUUCUCAACAAAUUACUUGCUAGUCUGCACUGCACCUGGUCGAUUACAGCUUGUGGAUUCCUCAACGGAAGUCGCGUCUGUUAUUACUACAUACAGUCUUCCAAGUAAAGCAGUUUCAAUCAAGUGCGUAGCUUGGUUGACUGAAGCACCAGGAGCCUUUGUCACUGGAGAUGCAGAAACGGGGAUUUUACGAAUCUGGAUCGUCUCUAAAGAAAAGCCGGAAGAAAAUUUCAGAUUAAAGCAAGUGGGAUUCAAAGCCCUAUGUGUAUUACCUUCUGAAAAUAAACCAGCAACAACUACAAAUGGAAAAGUGAAGUUUUCCGCUCGUAUAGUUUGCUUAUUUUUUGAUGGAGGAGUCGGUGUGUAUAAUCUUAGAAAUUCGUCGUGGGAUUUCCUUAGGAACAUGGGGCAUCUUGAAACAAUAUUUGACUGUCAGUUUAAGCCAAACAAUUGUGAUCUUCUAGCAACAGCGAGUUUUGAUGGUACUGUAAAAGUAUGGAAUGUAAAUACUAUGGAAGCAGUAAAUUCAUCACACGGUGAUGCAAGUAUAAUAUAUUCUUUGUCGUGGGGCCCGGGUGAUAUGGACUGCCUUGCUGCUGCAACUUCGAAAAGUGGAAUAUUUGUUUGGAAUUUGAAAAAAGGAAGCAUUAAAAAAAUUGAAAAUCAUGAAAAAGGUGCUUAUGUUUACUGUGUUGCUUGGAACCAAACAGAUGCUCGGAAAAUUGCCUCUGCUGGUGGAGAUGGAUUUUGCAUGGUACAUCAAGUGGAUGGAAAGCUGGUUCAAUCCUUUAAACAUCCCUCAGCUGUUUAUGGAUGUGAUUGGAAUCCAAACAAUGAAAAUAUUGUUGCAACUGCUUGUGAAGAUAGCUUUGUUAGAGUGUACUAUGUCGGCAGUGGUACAGACCAGCCAUUAAAAGUUUUAUCAGGUCAUUGUGGAAAAGUAUUUCGUGUAAAAUGGUCUCCUUUGAAAGAUGGAAUUUUAUGUAGCACAUCUGAUGAUUGCUCUGUUCGGGUGUGGCAUUAUGCCCAGGGCAUUGCAGUAAGAAUCCUUGAAGGACAUACAAGUUAUACUAGAGGAAUCCUUUGGUGCCCUGAGCUUCCAAAUAUCAUUAUAUCAGGGAGCUGGGAUUCAUCCAUUAGAGUAUGGGAUCUAAGUGACGGAGCAUGCCUUGAUGUUAUUGAAGAUCAUGGAGCUGAUGUGUAUGGUCUUGCAUGCCAUCCAAAACGACCUUUUGUACUUGCCAGUACAUCAAGGGAUUCAACUGUUCGUUUAUGGUCUGUUUUACCUUUAGUUUCUUCAAUAUAUCUGAAAAUAUUAGCAUCAAAACCUUCAUCAGAAAUAUUUUGUCCUUCAGCUAUUCAGUCAGAAGAUUUUGAUGAAACUCCUGGUCUUUAUGGGUCUCAAUCAAAGUAUAUAAAGGCAAUUUUCUCAAUUGAUACUGUUGAUAAUUUGAAAAAAUGGCGAGAAAUAUCAGCAUUAUUUUGUGUGAGUCCUCCAUCCGAUACCGCAAAUUUGUGGGAUUUGAUUCAUGUUUUAAAUGAAAGAGAAGUAGAUUAUUCAAGUUACAAACUCAACAUUGUUCAUAAUAAACACAUCAUAAAGUUAACCACAGCGAAAGCUUUAGAAAAGGAGUUAGCGAAUGUUUCCUUUUUUGGAUCUGGUGUGAACUCAUGUGGAAAGCAUGAAAACCUCAUUAAAGCAGCUGAACUUCAUUUGCUGACUGGUAAUUUGAGAAAAUACUGUGAAAUGAAAAUACAGCUUGGUGAGUGGUUGGAAGCAAUUGCUGUAUCUCCUGGAGUAUCUAUAAAGUAUUGGAAUGAACUCUGUAACAGGUGGUUAAACGUACUGAUGGCUGAAAAUAGUAGUUUAGUUCCUCCAAUAUGUAUUGCAACAAACAAAAGUGAUGAACUAACAAAAUUUUAUGUGCAGCAGAAUUUUAUAGAAAAGGCACAUAUCACAUCUAUUGCUAUUUCUGAGGGUUUAAUGCAACAAUGCCCCGUUAUGAAAGCUCAGAAAGCAUCUGAAAAUAAUAUUGAAGAAAAAUCAAAGGACAAUUUAGUUCUUGAAACUCUAAAAUGCUUAGCUGAAAGAUGUAUGCUUACUGGAUACCCUGUCAGAGCAGCAUGCUGGUAUCUUUCUGAUAGUCAAGUUCAGAAUGCACUGUAUUGUCUCAUAAGAGGUAAUGAGCUGGAACUUGCUGUUAGUUUUUGCAUCAGCUGGGAUGUGAAGAGUCCAUCUUUGAAAACUGCUUUAACAUAUCUUGCUUGGAGAUGCGUUCAAAAAAACAAUUGGGAGCUUGCCAUAGAUAUUCUUGAUAUAAAUCCUGAUACGGAACUAGAAAAAAUAAGAAUCUGCAUUAGUUGUGGGUUAUCAUUCCCUGAAAGAGAUGAUCUACAUAAGAAGGCUGGUUUGAUGACUGUCAAAGAGUGUGGAAUGUAUGAAAAUACAGAAUCCCAUGAUGAUAAUUGCUUGUUCAAAAUAGUACAAUACAGUUUAUUAUCAGAUAAUCCAAGGAAAGGGCUUGAUGUUGGAUUGAAAUAUGUUAAAGAUGCAUUAAAUGAGUGUAGUUGGAGACUUGAGUCUCUAUGGCAAAUUUUAUUUACCAUGAGCUCUAUCAAUGGAAGCGUGUUACAAGAUAUUUCGUUUGACCGGCAACGGUUUGAACUUCAAGUUUAUAGUGCUUACAUUGGGGCCCUCAUUGCUAUUCGCCAAGGCUAUCACCCUAUUGUUGUGCCAUUGUUUUCUACAGCUUUAAGUUUGAUUAGAAGAGUUCACAAUGCUGAUCUUGCCAUUAGCGAAGACAUGGUUUCGUCUGAAAUGCAUGCUUGGGUUAGCUCUAGAAAUUCUACUAGUUUUGAUGAUGAAAAUAUUGUUUUCAAAGAAAUGAUGGGUAAAAUUGAAGAGGAUUUACCAUAUGGUGAUAUUGGAACAACAAUUGUUAGUGGUUCUAAUUUGCCCCGACAUUCUGACCAUCAUAGGUGCUAUUUGCGUGGAACAAACAUUCAGGGACCAGUGUAUUUCCUUGACGAUUCCAAAUCAACAAUUUCUCUGAAUGAUGCUCUAAUGUGGGCCAAAGUUAAUCGUUUUUCUCCCUUGAAAACUGGCUUUACAAUUAAUCCAUUUUAAGUAUAUUGCGAAACAAUUUUGCAUUAUUAUAAUUUGGAAUGCUCAAAAGCAUAUUGUGAUACUAAAAAACAUGUGCCUCAUUGUUUCAAUUUAGUAGUUCUGUGGUUGACACUAGUGAUGUGCCGGAUCGUUAAAAGGUAGAUCCGCGGAUACGGAUACAUAUCUCAAAAA